Messenger RNA from Aspergillus sclerotioniger CBS 115572, 425 nucleotides. Its product is annotated as VOC family protein. The record is from RefSeq and is a predicted model, not a curated record. The transcript has 3 exons. The coding region runs from base 15 to 401 and encodes 128 amino acids. Lineage: Eukaryota; Fungi; Ascomycota; Eurotiomycetes; Eurotiales; Aspergillaceae.
CGACUAUCUUCAAAAUGACCAUUAACCACGUCUUUUUCUGGGCUUCGGCCACCAGAUUCGAAUCCCUCCGGGCUUUCUACCGUGCUAUCCUCCAGCCAAUUGGCUAUACGGAGAUGAUCUGCGCCCACGGCAACAGUCUCAUCGGAUACGGUAGCGAUUAUCCCUACUUUUGGCUGCAAAAGUUGCCCGAGAAUGAGACUGUCCUUCGUUCAACCCAUGUCGCGUUUGAUGCUCCAAGUCAGGAAGCAGUGGAUCAGUUCUAUCAGGCUGCACUGCAGCUAGGAGCGCGUGAUAAUGGGCCCCCCGGAAUCCGAAGAGAAAUGAGUCGCCAGCCAUACUAUGCGGCCUUUGUUAUGGAUUUGGAUGGAAAUAAUGUGGAGGCGGUGCAUGUGCCAAAGUAGUUAUGAACAGGUGUAGAAACUAGG